Molecule: messenger RNA, 1934 nt
Organism: Macadamia integrifolia
Lineage: Eukaryota; Viridiplantae; Streptophyta; Magnoliopsida; Proteales; Proteaceae
Product: UNC93-like protein 3
Exons: 11
Coding region: 173-1483 (436 amino acids)
Biological process (GO): potassium ion homeostasis
Source: RefSeq, a predicted model, not a curated record
GGUUCUCUUUAUAAAUGCUCAAAAAAAGGGCAAGAAAAGGGUUGGUGAGACCUAAGAUUCCUUGAUCCAACUGCUUCAAAUAAUUAAGAUUGUAAUUAAACACUGGGAGAUCAGAGUUGCGGUAUCGUUUUUGACUUUUUGUUGAUACUGAGAACUUGUUGCUGCGGAGAAGAUGGAAUCUCAGGAAGCAGCAAAGCCGCUGGUUCCGAGGGAUUUGUCGCAGGCACCACGGAGGAAUCGAGCAAGGAAUGUUCAUAUAUUGAGCACUGCUUUCUUAUUGAUAUUUCUGGCUUAUGGAGCUUCACAGAAUUUGGAGAGUACGGUUAAUUCGGAGCAAGAUUUGGGUUCUACUUCGUUAGGGAUACUCUACCUCUCCUUCACCUUUUUCUCUCUAGUGGCUUCUCCCAUGGUCCGGAUGCUGGGCUCCAAGAAUGCCCUGGUUCUUGGAACUACUGGUUAUUGGCUCUUCAUAGCAGCUAAUUUGAAGCCAUCCUGGUAUACCAUGGUGCCAGCUUCUUUAUAUUUGGGAUUUGCUGCUUCAAUUAUUUGGGUUGGACAGGGAACAUAUCUCACUAAAACUGCAUGCCACCACGCAGAAGACAACCAUUUACAUGAAGGAACGGUAAUUGGUAACUUCAAUGGAGAAUUUUGGGGAAUGUUUGCCGGUCAUCAGUUCUUUGGGAAUUUGAUUUCACUAGCUUUGUUGAAAAAUGGAAAGGAAGGAAGUACAAGCGGAACGACAUUAUUAUUCAUUGUCUUCCUUGGAAGCAUGACCCUGGGUACCAUAUUGAUGUGCUUUUUACAAAAAAUGGAUGUCAAAGAGGAGGAAGGGCCUCCAAAAUCAUCUGUCAGUUUUUAUUCUUCUGUGUUAUCUCUCUUUAAGCUGGUCAUCACUCCCUUGCUUAAUAGACGGAUGCUGUUGAUUGUCCCUCUUAUCGCAUAUUCAGGCUUGCAGCAAGCAUUUGUAUGGGCUGAAUUUACCAAAUAUGUUGUAACGCCAGCACUCGGAGUCUCGGGUAUAGGUGGUGCAAUGGCAGUUUAUGGGGCUUUUGAUGUAGCAAGUUCAUUGGCUGCUGGGCGAUUGACAUCUGGUCUCCCAUCAGUUACCUUGAUAGUUUCUGGUGGAGCUUUUAUUCAGAUCAUUGUACUGCUAUGGCUUUUACUGAAAUACAGGUUAACUAGUGGGGUACUUGGGUUUGUGUACCCACUUCUUAUGUCAGCCAUGUUGGGAAUUGGUGAUGGGAUAUUCAACACACAGCUGAACGCUCUUCUUGGAAUGCUAUUCAGGCAUGACAUGGAGGGGGCGUUUGCACAGCUGAAGGUCUGGCAGAGUGCAUCCAUAGCAGUUGUGUUCUUUCUGAGCCCAUACAUAACAUUGCAGUCAAUGUUGGUGCUGAUGGUUGCUGCUCUCUCUCUCUCAAUAGCUGGGUUUCUGUUUCUGACGCUGCAGGUGGAGAAGGCUUUCUCUUCCGCUGGAUCUUGAUAUUGGCAGUGAAGAUAGCUAUGAUUGUGCUGUGUCUCAUGGUGAUCCGGUUUCUCUCACCAUUCAAUUGCAUAUAGAUCGAAGGUAAAAUAAGUGGUUCGCAAGCCCCCUUGGCGAAUUUUCAUUCUUGAUACAUCAGCACCUUUUGUGGUAUUGGGGUUCUUAGGACAUUGUAACCUUCUUUUCACAUUCAAUUGUAAUUCGAGGGGCUGCUUGUCUGCUUGUUCCAUUUUACACUUCACACACCAAUUUUCAUCAUCUUUUUAUGUUAACAACGAAGUAUUCUUUCACUGCAAAUUUUCUCUUUCAAGGCUUGGGACCCACUCAACUAGUCUCUUGAACUGGAUCUCUUGAACUUUUAUGUUACCAGUGAAGUGCUAUUUGUAAUGGAAUUUUUCUCUUCCAGGGCUUGAGAUCAACUCAAUUAGUCUCCUGAACUGGAUUCGCCCAA